This is a messenger RNA of Caenorhabditis sp. 36 PRJEB53466, 1168 nucleotides long. NCBI's taxonomy places the organism in Eukaryota, Metazoa, Nematoda, Chromadorea, Rhabditida, Rhabditidae. The record is from the annotation of a GenBank genome assembly.
AUGAAUCGUUCCAUUUUUUUACUUUUACUUCUGGUCAUUCAAAUUGCUGCCCACCGCUUGUCAGCCCGUGAGAACCGUAUUCUCCGCGCGAAUUGCGGCCGAUACGUGGAAGGAUUCACUUCGUUGGACGGCGGAAACAAGGACGCGCAGGAAGAGUGGAAAGUGCUGUACGGAGAUAAAGUCAAGCUCGGAGAGGCCCCGUGGGCUGUUUCUCUGGCGAUGAAAAAGAAGAGUGGUUCCGGAGAUGUUGAAGAGUACGUUCAGCACGGAACGGGCACACUCAUCUCCCCGUGGCACAUUGUCAGCGCCGCGCAUCUCGUCGGAAUCAGCGAGGAUCCGAUGCCAGAUUGCGACACUGGCGAAAUGAAGGACGCUCACUUUCUGAGGAACUUCAAAGACUUCGUCGCCUUCAUCAAUGUGACCUGUGCGACUCCGGAAACGUGUAAACAGCUUGGAAAGAACGAAAUCUUCGAGCCAAUUCAAGUGAAAGCGGUAAGAAAGGAAGUAGUCAGAACGGGCAAAUCAGUUGACAUUUGCAGCUCUACAUCCGAAAUGGCUACGUUGGAGACGGCUGCAUCGACAGGGAAUCCUUCAACGAUCUGGCCGUAUUCGAACUGGAAAAACCAGUCAAGUUCUCAAAGAACAUCUUCCCCGCGUGUAUUCCUUCUUCUCCGACUACUCCCAAGAAAGGAGACACUGGGUACAAGCUCUAUGGAUACGGAAGAGAUCGUGAGCUCGCUCGGUCGAUUACUCCUUUUCAAGCUCUCUAUUUCAGCAGCCAAUAAACAAAUGGAAACCGGAGUGCUCAAGUCUCUCAAUUCCUUCGUCACCGAUUGCUCCGACGAUUUUCCUUAUGGCGGCGUCUUCUGCACUUCCGCCAACAACAGAGGACUGUCCUGCGAUGUGAGAGCGUUUCCACUGAGCUCUCUUCUUCACUAGUUCACAAGUCUUUCAGGGCGACAGUGGUUCGGGAGUCGUCCGCACCGCUUCCACUCGUGACGUCGAGGAACUUGUGGGCGUUCUAUCUGCCGGAAUGCCCUGCCCCGAACUAUACGACACGCACAACCGGGAGAGGAAGAGGAACAAGAAGUUGACCCAGGAGACCGAUCUGCUCGUCGACGUCGCCCAGCAUCUGGAGUUCUUCUGCAAGUGCUGCGGCAUUUGCUAA